CGCCCGCCCCCUGACCACCACCCCCCCUGGUGGCGAUGACCCCCUUGGGAGAGAAGGGGAGCCCCUGUGCUCUCCUCGCCCUCUGCCUGCUGGGACUGCUGGUCCUGCUGGUUGUGGAUGGAGCUCACGGCCGGCCUUUUGAGGAUGAGGAUUACUACAUGCAGGAGCUGCUUUCGCGGGAGCAUUACUACCAUGCCCCUGAGGAGCCCGUGGCCACCCCAGAGGCUCCGGACCGGGGGGCAGACGACCGCGUGAACCUCAGAGCGGCCAAGAAGGAGCCAAAGAACAGGGAGAAGGAGAACCGGCCCAACAAAGCGGCAGCAGGAAAGAAUGGAAACAAUAAGGUUGAGAAAAACAAAAAAGGCGGGAUGAAAAACAGCAUCAAUGAAGGAGAGAACCACUUCAAGCCUGUCAAGGAGGAAUGUCCCCCCAUGGGACUGGAAACCCUGAAAAUAGAUGACUUUCAGCUUCAUGCCUCCACGAUGAGCCGCUACAGCUUGGGACCGCAUCGAGGACGCCUCAACAUCCAGGCCGGGAUCUAUGAAGACGAGUUCUACGAAGGCGGCUGGUGUGCGGGCAGGAACGACCCCAUGCAGUGGUUCGAGGUGGACGCCAGGAGGCUCACAAAGUUCACAGGUGUCAUCACGCAGGGCAGGAGUUCCCUCUGGUCAAGUGACUGGGUGACAUCGUACCGAGUGCUGGUCAGCAAUGACAGCCACACGUGGGUCACCCUGAAGAACGGAUCCCAGGACUUGAUUUUCACAGGGAACAGGGAGAAGGAGAUCCCGGUGCUGUGCGAGUUCCCGGCGCCGGUGAUGGCGCGCUAUAUACGCGUGAACCCGCGAUCGUGGUUCAGUGGCGGCAGCGUCUGCAUGCGGGUGGAGAUCCUGGGGUGUCCCAUGCCAGACCCCAAUAAUUAUUAUCGCAGGAGAAAUGAAAUAACAACCACAGAUAAUCUGGACUUCAAACAUCACAGUUACAAAGAGAUGCGGCAGCUGAUGAAGAUCGUCAAUGAAAUGUGCCCAAACAUCACAAGGAUCUACAACAUUGGCAAGAGCUUCAAUGGCCUUAAACUUUACGCCAUCGAGAUAUCUGACAACCCAGGGGAGCACGAGCUGGGUGAGCCGGAAUUCCGCUACACUGCCGGUUCCCAUGGCAACGAGGUGCUGGGUCGGGAGCUGCUGCUGCUACUGAUGCAGUUCAUGUGCCAGGAGUACCUGGCUGGAAACCCACGCAUACGCCACCUAGUGGAGGAGACGCGCAUCCACCUGCUCCCCUCCGUCAACCCCGACGGCUACGAGAAGGCCUUCGAAGUGGGCUCGGAACUGGGUGGCUGGUCUCUGGGCCGUUGGAGUCAGGAUGGCCUGGACAUCCAUCACAACUUUCCGGACCUGAACUCCAUCCUCUGGGAGGCCGAAGUGAGGAAGCUGCCCUUGCGGAAAGUCCUCAACCAUCACAUCCCCAUCCCAGACUGGUACCUGGCAAAGAAUGCCACGGUUGCCGUGGAGACGCGGGCGCUGAUCGCCUGGAUGGAGAAGAUCCCCUUCGUGCUCGGGGGCAACCUGCAGGGCGGCGAGCUGGUGGUGACCUACCCCUACGACCGGACACGCUUCCGCAGCAAGACGCGGGAGGCCACGCCCACCCCGGACGACCUCGUUUUCCGCUGGCUGGCCUUCUCGUACGCCUCCACGCAUCGCCUGAUGACGGACGCCAGCCGGCGAGUUUGUCACACGGUGGAUUUCGCAAAGGAGGACGGGACCGUCAACGGGGCCUUCUGGCACACGGCUGCAGGGAGUAUGAAUGAUUUCAGCUACUUGCACACCAACUGCUUCGAGAUGUCCAUGUUCGUGGGCUGCGACAAAUUCCCCCACCAGAGCGAGCUCCCCGACGAGUGGGAGAACAACCGCGAAUCCUUGCUCGUCUUCAUGGAGCAGGUGCAUCGUGGGAUUAAAGGCGUGGUGAGGGACACGCAAGGCCGGGGCGUCGCCAACGCCGUCGUCUCCGUGGAGGGAAUCAACCACGACGUCCGCACAGUGGCCGACGGAGACUACUGGCGUUUGCUGAACCCCGGGGAGUACAAGGUAAUUGUCAGGGCCGACGGCUACACCUCCACCAGCAAAGUGUGCGAGGUUGGCUACGAAAUCGGGGCCACGCGAUGCGACUUCGUCAUCACCCGCACCAACCUGUCACGCAUCAAAGAGAUCAUGGAUAAAUUUAACAAGCAGCACGGUGACAGCCACCUGCCUGUCAGGCGGCCCCGGCAGCCCCGCCCACAACGACGGCGCGGAACAUAGGCAUGGGGGCAUGCCGCGCUUACUGGGACAGACUGGACCCAUCAUAUAAAGGACUGGGAAGCUGACACCAAAUGUCCCACCCCUCCCUGACUGGAUUUCUCAAUGAUUUUAUGCAAAUUAUGGUGAGACCUGUGGAAAAAAAUGGAAGCAAUGAAAAAACAGAGAAAUCCACAUGUGAGAGCUGUUUCGUUCAAACAGGUGAAAUGCAUCUUUAAAAAGAGACAGUUUCUACCCUUCAACUCUAAAAUACACAUUCGUAUAACAAUUGGCUGUUAUGGUAACCGAAUGACAGUUAUGCUGAAUGCUAGUCCGUCUUUUGUGGUUCCUUGUCCAUUCUUCCAGAAAAGUUAUAAUCCCUUCAGUCUGACGGAUACAUUGUCUCACACAAAGCUUACUCUAAGCAUUUAUAGAACUUAUUAAUUAUAAUAAGGCGAUGUACGGGAUUGAAUGCUUGAAGAAGAGUCAGACAGUGGCUGAUGCUCCUGUCCAGUAACUGCCACACACUGAAUCUGACCCUAGUUUGGCGUUUGCUGAAAUGCAAGCCCUGUUGUCAUCGUGAAAAUUAGUUCAUAUACAGCCGCUGCACUGAGGUGACAUCAGUUGAAACGCUGAACAGAAAAGCUACAUUCUGCAGCAUCCGGUUUCCUUGUGAUUGUCUCGUAUGUUUCAUGUAGCACCUUGUGAGUUAUAACGAGGUAACUGCCAGCGUGUAUCAUUUUUUACAAAAGUAUUAGCCCCUCUUGACCCCUCUCCCUGAGAUUAUUUAUCAGAAUUAUACUUACAGAGACCAGAGACGUAUCUUUAAGUCUAAGUUAAGAUUUCAGACAUGUCGUACUUCUGUACAAAGGCGUGUCUUUGUACUGAAAUGUCCUUCUCAUUUGAGGGUUAAUUGUUCUCAUUUGUGUCAGUUUAUUACGUAUGUUGUUCACAACUUAAUUUAUAUCCACAGUAUAAAUGGUAUGAUGUAUUCAUUAUGUAAAAUAUGUAUUGUCUAUAAUGUUACUGUUUUCAAAUCUUUAACAAAUCUGAGCAUAAAUUAGCAGCAGCUUGUCUUGUUGUAGCUAAGAUGGCUGUAUGGUAUUAACUGUCUGGGGUUUGCUCCAUUAGCUUCAGGACUCUAACGGACGAUUCGUCUUGAGUCCUAGAAUAUCCUCGACCGUAUCUCCAAGAUACAGACGGUACAGACGGUUAACGGUAAAUUCAAGAAAAAUGCCGAAAAUUAAUGUGUAUGUAGAAAAAUAUAUAUAUAAAAAGGAAAAAAAAUGGGAAAUGCAUCCUAGAGCAUUCAACUGUGGCAUUAGUUCUCAGAUACGUCUCAUUUUUCAGAGGGGAAAUCAUUUAUUCUGAAGUUGGUCUAAGAUAUAAGCGACAGAGAGGCUUGAUGAAUGAUCAUCUUAUUGUCAUACUGAGCAGUACUAUACAAUUCUACGUGUUAUAUGCAAUAAACAUUUUAUACACAUCAACAAAA
This is a messenger RNA of Brienomyrus brachyistius, 3762 nucleotides long. RefSeq names its product carboxypeptidase X (M14 family), member 2 (gene cpxm2). Gene Ontology annotation, biological process: proteolysis. Lineage: Eukaryota; Metazoa; Chordata; Actinopteri; Osteoglossiformes; Mormyridae. The coding region runs from base 36 to 2294 and encodes 752 amino acids. Gene Ontology annotation, molecular function: metallocarboxypeptidase activity; zinc ion binding. The record is from RefSeq and is a predicted model, not a curated record. The transcript is spliced from 14 exons.